CCAACAAAAUCAAACUAGGUAUUGUUGCGUCAAAACGACCGUCGAAAACGACAAUUCGGUGUAUUCGCUAUAUUCGCUACUCAACGUUCUUCGUGAAAUCUUCGUUCUCCGUAAAUCUUAACAGCAAAAUCAUUUGUCACACGUCAACGAUCCCACAGACAUUUAUACAUUUACGAGUGCACAUUAUCGCGUAAAUAAUUUUAUAAAUUUGCACGUGUAAAAUUGCUCACUUCUGAGUCACGCUCACCACCGUAUUUCCUUCUCCGUCUGGGUAAACCCCCCGUGCGUCUCUGCCGCACGCGGGUUACCACUUCUCUUCCUCGUGAAUAGACUAUAAUCUACCGGAUUGUCGGGCUGACCGGUUUUACUCUUUACCGUACACCGAAGCAUACACGCUCGACCUGUCGUCCUAUCUGCGAGCGUCAGUUGCGAGACCAAAAAUCACACUAGUUUGAAAACCAACAUCAACGAAAUCUGACUUUGCGCAACGUGAAAUCAUUGAUCAUGCGGCUCCAAUUGGGAUAUCUACUGUGUCUCUCGAUCGCGUUGCUUCUCACGAGAAAAAGCAUCUACGUCGUGGCGCAAACAUCUGCACAGGCAAACGUUUCUUCACCAGUAAAUUCUGGCGUGGCUCAAGUCUCUGACGAUGACGAUUUCGUGCCUUAUCAAGGCGAGCGUUUCACCAUAUUCGAUUGGAUGUUGUUUAAGAAUCUCGCCAAAGCAAAUUCAGGCAAUGUAUUGAUAUCGCCGAUUUCUAUCAAAUUGGCAUUGGUGCUCCUUUUCGAAGGAGCGCAGGAACAAACCGCUUACGAACUUGCCAAUGUUUUGCAACUUCCGGUUAGCACGUCGGCCAUUCGGGAGAGAUUUAGCGGCAUCCUACGAUCACUACAGACUCCGUCCCCAGCGUACACUUUGAAUGUCGGUUCGCGUUUUUACAUUGAUAACAACGUACAGAUCAGACAACGCUACGCGGCAACUAUCAAGAGCUUUUAUAAUACCGACGUGUUCAACGCCAAUAUGACCGAUGUGCAUGCUGUCGCAUCGAAAGUUAACUCUUGGAUCAGUAACAUCACCGAUGGGCACCUUGAGAAAUUGAUAAGCAAUGAAAACAGUCUAGAGGACUCGGUGAUGCUGAUAGCGAACGGACUGUACUUCAAAGGCGCUUGGCGUCGCAAAUAUUUCGCGCCCGAGCAGACUCGUGUUUCUAAAUUUCACAUCAACCCUAACGUCAGCGUGAACGUGCCGUACAUGCAUAGCGUGGAUCGAUUUUACUACGUCGAAUCCUCGAAACUCAAUGCAAAGAUUCUCCGGAUCCCAUACGACGGCUCUAAAUUCGCCAUGUACAUCAUACUACCGCUUACACUGAACGGUUUGGACCACAUUUUGAACGAGAUCAAUCCGUUCAUGCUGUCAAGAGACAUAUGGGCCAUGCAGGAGUUGCCGCUUAACGUCUGGAUCCCGAAAUUCAAGUUCGAGUUUACGAGCCACUUGGAAUCUGCUUUGCGAGAGAUUGGUAUUCGUGACAUCUUUGACGACACUGCGUUGUUGACGGGUAUAGCAAUAACAAAACGGAUUUCCAGACACCUGCAGGUAUCCGACGUGGUGCACAAGACUGGAAUAGAAGUGAACGAAAACGGCACAAUUGCUUACGCUGCUACUGAGGUGCAGAUUGGCAACAAGAUAGAAGAAGGCACAUUCCUUGCUAAUCAUCCGUUCAUGUUCUACAUCGAGGACGAGUCCACGGGUACUAUCCUCUACAUGGGCAAAGUAGAGGAUCCGCUAGACACAUCUGGGAUAAUAGAGAAGGUGGAACAGGAAUUCCCGUCGCGAAUUAAUCUGGACACCACGACUUUAACUCCUAAGCCUGCCGUUCCGAUUUCCAUGAGCGCCGAAGACCGAUACAACUUCUUCAACAUCGACCUUCUACAGAGAGUGAGCGAGAAUGCUAAUGGCAACGUGGUAGUGUCCCCAUCCAGCGCAAAGGUCGCUCUUACGAGUCUGGUGGAAGGCACCGGUGGUCAAACGCGUCAGGAGCUCUUGUCGGCUUUGAGAUUACCGCCGGAGGAAUACGCAAUCAGGAGAACAGCUAGGCUGACUCUAACGAUUUUAAAGAACUCGCAGAAUGGCACGGAGAUCGACGCGGCCACUCGCUUAUGGAUUAAUUCCGCUCUUGUACCGUCCGCUUAUUACAUCAAUGCCUUGCAACGGCAUUACGAUACCAAUAUCCAGCAGUUAAAUUUCGCAGAUGCAAACGGUGCGGCGCAGACAAUCAACAAUUGGGUUAGCGAUGCCACCCGGAACAAUAUCAAUUCAAUCGUGCAGCCUGGCACCCUUGACGCUGACACCCAGUUGCUAUUGACCUCAGCCUUGUACUUCAAAGGACGUUGGUUGAAGUCCUUCGAUAAAGACGCAACACGUAUGCGAUGUUUCAACGUGCCUCAACGUGGCUGUCACAACGUCCCCAUGAUGGAGAACACCUCCAAGUAUCGGUAUGCUUACAUAGCUUCUCUCGACACCGAAAUAGUGGAGCUCCCGUAUUCGGACGGCAGGACGGCUAUGUUGUUGUUCCUCCCGGCUCAUGAGAACACCGAUCCGUAUCUUCAGAUUCUCACUAAAGAUCUGUCAUAUGUGCCGAUGAAAACGCUGCUGGCCAGCCUCGUGGAAACCGAGAUUUCGGUUUUCAUUCCGAAAUUUAGUGUCGAAAGCAAACUGGAUUUGCGCACACCCUUGAUGCAAAUGGGUGUACUAGACAUUUUCACUGCAGCAGCAAAUUUCACGGGCAUCAUGCAUAAUAAUUACAUGCGAGUAGGAAAUAUAAUACAAAAUGCUAAGAUACAAGUCGACGAAGAAGGAACGAUUGCUGCUGCCGUGACAGAACUCACAGUUAUACCCCUCAUGGGAAUGGCACAAACUUUCGUUGCAAAUAGACCAUUUAUCUUUGCCAUUGUCGAUGUGCCAACAGGUGAAACACUCUUUGCUGGUCGCAUUCUGGAUCCCGUUGUGCAGAAUAUCAGCAACGUUUAACAAUAAGUCUAAUAUUCAAAUAUGAUACAUUUUACACUUAAGAUGCUUGCAAUACAAAAGACUAUCGUUUAUGUAUAUAAUAUUGCUUUGUGAUGCAAAUAACAUUUGUACUGUGUUGUUAUAAUCAUAGAAUGAAUGUUUCUUUUAUACCUAUAUAAAGGAGAGAAGUGAUAAAGAAAGAGA
This is a messenger RNA of Harpegnathos saltator (Jerdon's jumping ant), 3207 nucleotides long. RefSeq lists its product as uncharacterized. NCBI's taxonomy places the organism in Eukaryota, Metazoa, Arthropoda, Insecta, Hymenoptera, Formicidae. The transcript has 15 exons. The record is from RefSeq and is a predicted model, not a curated record. Gene Ontology annotation, molecular function: serine-type endopeptidase inhibitor activity. Bases 505 to 3024 code for a protein of 839 amino acids.